AUGAAACGGCCGGCCGGGUCGUUACAUGUAAAAAAAUUCGGGGCAGAUAAUGCUUUUGAACUAGGUGGGAGUUCUAAAGCAAAGGCAUUCUUUUCUGAAAAUGGGAUUCUUCAUCAUACCACUGUUCCUCAGACUCCACAACAGAAUGGUGUGCCUUUUUCUGUUGCUUCUUUUGAAGACAGUAUUCCCUCCUCAUCUUCUCUUUCUUCUCCUCCUCAAGCCCUUCCUUCAGCACCUUCUUCUCCUCAAGUCCUUCCUUUAAUACCUCCUUCUUCUUCUCCUCUUCCUUCUUCUGUCCCUAAUUCUCCUACACCACCUCCUUUGCCACAAUCUCUUCCUCUUCGAAAAUCCACUAGGAUAUGCCACACUCCUUCUUACCUCAAAGAUUAUGUUUGUUCUUCAGCUGUUACCAAACCUGAUUAUGCAGUUGUUACCAAACCUAUUCCUACCAUCUCUAAGGUUUCUCCUGAUGAGUUGCACAUGCAAGAACCUCUUUAUUACCAACAGGCCGCAUCUCAUCCUGCUUGGCAAGAGGCUAUGCUGCAAGAAUUUAAGGCUCUAGAUGCAAACCAUACCUGGGACAUUUUUCCUCUUUCUCCUAACAAGAAGCCUAUCCCAUGUAAGUGGGUUUAUAAAAUCAAACAAAAGCCUGAUGGUUCUAUUGAAAGUUAUAAAGCCAGGUUGGUCAUUAGGGGUGACACUCAAAAGGAGGGUAUUGAUUACAAUGAGACCUUCUCUCCUGUUGUCAAUUUCACCACCAUUAAGUGCCUCUUUUGUCUUGCUGCCAAGAGGAACUGGACUGUGUAUCAACUAGAUGUGAAUAAUGCAUUCCUUCAUGGUGAUCUCCAUGAAGAAGUUUACAUGAAACCUACACCUGGUCUUCAGAUUUCUGCCCCAUGGCUUCAGGGCUACAUUUCUAGCAAGAAUGAUUACUCACUCUUCACCAAGUCAUCUUCUUCUUCUCUUACUGUCAUUGUUGUUUAUGAUGAUGAUAUAUUACUUGCUGGGGAUGAUGUGAAUGAGCUUGACACAUUGAAGUCCUUCCUGGACUGCCAGUUCAAGAUCAAGGACCUAGGAUUUAUCCAUUAUUUUUUAGUUCUUGAAGUUCCGAAGACUCCUCAAGGGUAUUUGCACACUCGGCCUAAUAUUGCCUUUGUUGUACAGCAUUUGAGUCAAUUUCUUCAGACUCCUCAGGCUGCUUGUACCCAAUCUCGCAAGUCUGUAACAAGUUUCUUCAUUACUUUUGGUGGCCGCCCCAUUUCUUAG
Molecule: messenger RNA, 1266 nt
Organism: Nicotiana attenuata
Lineage: Eukaryota; Viridiplantae; Streptophyta; Magnoliopsida; Solanales; Solanaceae
Exons: 5
Coding region: 1-1266 (421 amino acids)
Source: RefSeq, a predicted model, not a curated record